UAAGGAAACCGUCCUUAACCAAGAAAAGGAGCAUCUUCUAUCAAGCAUCAAUUCAUGCUGACUGUUCGUGUUUGGUGAAAAGGUAUCACUUUUUUCUGAAGCUGUCCACCCAGACUUCUUGGUAUUUCUGUGGAAUAUUAAUAGGUGUGUGAUGUCAGAGCAGGAGGCAGUGCUCGGGAGCUCCCCCCCAGAAGACUAACCGCCCGUCAUCAUGUGCCAGUAUGAAUGCUAACAGAGCAGCCGGAGCUGUCAGGGGAGGGGAAAGAGAGGAGGGGCUGAGCAUGCUGGAAGUCAAUGACUGAAUCACCCAACUUCUUCCCAGGACUGCGUGGACCUCAGUGACUGCAAAGCUGCCUGGAAAGGAGCCCCGCGGUCUCCUUCUGCCUUCCUUCCCGCGGCUUGGGGCGGCUGUGAGCGCCCACCGUGUGUUUACCCUUUGGAUUUCUGACUGUCCACUGCCUUGGACCUCAAAAUGUGUCAUGUCAUUGUCACCUGUCGCUCCAUGCUGUGGACUCUUUUAAGCAUCGUGGUGGCUUUCGCGGAGCUCAUCGCUUUCCUGAGUGCAGACUGGCUGAUUGGCACUGCCAAGCCCUCCAGCAAUGUGGACGUGGACAACAGGACCGGGGGCUCUCAGCAGCCUUACCACCCCACCUUGGGCAUCUACACGCGCUGUAUCCGCAUCUCCCACAUCCAUCACUCCAACCGCAACACCCUCUGCGGUCCCUACGCCGAGAACUUCAACGAGAUCGCCAGUGGCUUCUGGCAAGCCACCGCUAUCUUUCUGGCCGUUGGGAUCUUUAUUCUCUGCACCGUGGCGUUCAUAUCUGUCUUCACCAUGUGUGUGCAGAGUAUCAUGAAGAAAAGUAUUUUUAAUGUCUGUGGGCUGCUACAAGGAAUUGCAGGUCUGUUCCUUAUUCUAGGAUUGAUACUCUACCCUGCUGGUUGGGGUUCCCAGAAGGCAAUAAACUACUGUGGACAUUAUGCAUCUGCCUAUAAACUAGGAGAAUGCUCCUUAGGCUGGGCUUUCUACACGGCCAUUGGUGGUACUGUCCUGACAUUCAUUUGUGCCGUCUUCUCAGCACAAGCCGAGAUCGCCACGUCCAGUGACAAAGUACAAGAAGAAAUUGAAGAAGGGAAAAACCUGAUCUGCCUCCUUUAAUUUGACAAAGAGACAGAGAGAGAGAUCGGAGCCUGUUCUUUCCUGAUUAACUUUGGAAAAGGACCCACUUUCCUGUUUUCACUGACGGUGACCACCCGUGUGUCAUGAGAGGCCUGUUUCUACUGAAGCCAUCCUUCAUUCUCCCAGAUCUCUGAGGAACCAACAGGAAGAAACAGUCCAUUUCAGAGAAGCUGGACACAAGCCACCAACAGGGCAAGGUGGGGGAGGGAGGUUAGAAGCAUGUAAAUAGCAUAUAAACCAUGUUAAAUAGCUGACAAAUGCUGUCAUUGUUAGAUUGCAUCUUCCCCCGGAGCCCCUGAAGGGUUCUGAGAUAAUAAAGCCAGCAAUCUUUAUUCUGGACAGGAUGAGAAAGGAAACUAGAUUGGGAAUGUCAAAAGGCUUCUCCCUUCUGUGUUUUGAGACUGUCUUCUACCACAAGUUUAGGGCCUUUAUAAAAAGAACAUCCAUCAGAAUGAGUUUUGUGGGGUGGAGGGACUUCAAAUACAGCUAACUGCCUGGUAUUGAACACUUUGCUGGGUAAAAUGAAGCUAUACUCAGUCCCUGCAGUGGAAAAACAAAUGUUAAAGGGGAAACAGGAUAUUGUUACUGGGUCAAGCCACUCACCCUCCUUGGGUACCAUACAGAGGGCCUGGAAGGAUACUGACUUAGGGGGUGCAGCCCUUUGUAAACUCCCCCACACGGAGAUCACUCAAGAUGAAGCACCUUCUUGGAUUAGGUGAACAAAAAGUCAGUCUGGGAUUACAGAAAACUAGAUAAAGGUUAAAGUCUUAUCAUCCAGUGGUUAUGAAGUUACUAUCUUUGGUCUUUUCAACACUAUGAAGGUUCCGAAUUACAUUCCUGUCAGCCCCUUGCCCCACGGACACUGACAUUUCUUUACACUUCAGUCUGCAAUAUUAGUGAUUAAUAAGACCACUUCUCUUAGCCCUCAGCAUCCAGACUUUCUGGAACUAGCUAGGCUGGUCCGUGAUGGACCAGUCUGUCACCAGGGUUCCAUUAAAGGACUUGCCAUGGCUUACUCAUGGAGAAAGAAUACAGGGUCACCUCCACGUCUAGAAGAAGUGUCAGAGGAGGGGUUAGGUGGUGGCUCCCUUUAAAUAGUGGAAAUAAACGCUUUUCUUUCCUGAACAUGGUCAACUAGGCUAGCCUGUGGGGCUAGCAAGUCCUGAGAUUGUCCCAGUUUCCAGUUCAAAUACAGAUCAUGUGUUUUUUUGCAAGUGUUAGGACCUGGCGUCGUUCAACUGCCAAAGGGAAACUCAUUCCCUUUCCUCAUUCCAGAGAUGAUGUCCUAGGGCCAGCUGUGGCCCAUUCAAAUGCUUAACGAAGAAGCCCUGCCAAAUUCUCAGCAUUUGUGGGGAGAUAUUUUCCCACUGUUUGUUCACCACGUUGCCGUCAGCUGUAUUUCCAAAUCCAGCAGCAACAACAGCAAUACAGUUACCACAACUGACAUUUUUUUUAUCAAGAAAAAAGAGCUAGUCAUGUGAUUUUAGUUUUUCUAGGCAGAGGAACUCCUCUAGAGGGCAGACUUAAAGAAGAUGGAAUGACUGCAAUGGAGAAAUUCUUCCCCAGAAGUUAGAAUUUUUUAAAAUUAGUGGAUCCGAAAUCACCCUCUGCAUAUCCACUCCAUGUGCAGGAUACAUGGACAAAUUCAAGAAAAUUCCUUCCUGUAUUUGGAAAACUUCUGCCAAGCUUGGAAAGUGCCUUGGGGACCAGAAAGCACAUCUAUGUUGACAACUUUAUUGUUUUGCCAUUCCGAACUCUUAACUUUUAAACCAUAUUCAUUAUAUUUCUUCGCAAAACUACUCAAUUUGCAAGCAUGACGUCUUCAUUUAUGCUCUUCAUAUUCAUCAAUUGGCCAAAGUUUGGGGGAGGAGGGGAAGGAUUUUUGUGAAAUUAAUUGAUACUGUUACUUUUUCUAACGUUUCAGAAAGUAGCUAAAAAUAUGUAUCAGUGAAAUCAAAUUGACUGCCAAAUCCCAAGGAAACCUUCAAAGAGACCAACAGGGACAUGUUCUUAUUUUUGCUUUCUCACAACACUGCAGUUGCAAGCAUUGACUUGGAUGGAAACAAUUUUGUAGCCCUAGUAGUCUGCUUAGCAGAAUUGUUUUCCAUUCUGCUCAGUAAACCCAAUUCACAUGUGUUUCUUUGGAUAUCUUGUAUAAGAAUCUUUAGAAAAAUUCAUGACUUUUUGGGGGGACAGGUAUUCCUCCUCCAAUUCCUCUUCAUGUUGUGAAGGUGACCCUUGAUUCUUGAAGUUCUAACUUAUUGCAUCAAUUCAACUUAUUUUAAGCAUUAAGCUGCUAUUGUGUGCCAUGCACAAAGUCAAAAAAAAGAAAACUUUUUGCUUGUAAAGAUCUUCCAUUCUAUUAGACACAAAAUGCUUUGAGUACAGGUGCCAUGAUGGUCUGAACAUUUCUAAUUGCCAAGAUAAACUUCACCAGAAGACUGUGGACAAUAAGUGACAAAUUAUGGUUAUAGUCAUCCAACAUUAAAAAUGAAUAAUAGAGGGGCAGCCAGGCAGGUGAUAGAGCACCAGCCCUGAAGUCAGGAGGGCAAGUCACUUAACCCCAAUUGCCUCAGCAAAAAGUAAAAAAAAAAAAUAAAUAGUAAAUAAAAAUAAAAUAAAAUUAAUAAAAGAGCAUUGGCUCUUUAGUCAAGCUACCUUUGUGACCUUGGACAACUUACACCCAAUUGAUGGUAGACAUCAGUUUUCUCAUUUGCAAAUUGGGGAGAUUAGAGUAAAUGGUAUUUAAGAUCCUUUCCAGCUCUAGAUCUAUGAUUAUUUUAAUCAAGAGCUCCCAAAAUAAUUGAUUAGAAAAGAGGGCAGGUAGGAGACUCAGUAUAUAGUGAAUCGAAUGAAAAAUGAUGAUCACCUCAAACAACAAACCAAAUUACUGAAAUUUCCAAGUGGAAUUGUUUUCUAAUCAUCUAAAAAGAUGACGCUGCAAAGAUCACUGAAGUAAAGUACAAAAAUCAUCAAAAAGCUGAUGUAGUACUCUGAAAACAGAGAAGGGCUUUUGGGGGUAGGGAAGAGUCUUCCACACUGUGGAACAUUGUGCCUUUAGCUUUAGAACCUCUGUCUGAUUUCACAGGCUUCACAGGAAAUAGGAUAAAUUCACAAGUUUCAUCUUAAUUCUAAUCUCCGGUGGGAAUGAGUUCUGUGAAGGUUUCAUCCUAUUUCCUGUAACUCAUCUCACUCUCUGCUCUUCUUCCAGCCUAUUCUCAGUAAGUUUCCAGACUCAUCUGAGGGGUAGAGCAUUGAAUCAACCAACUGGGAGAUUUAAAUCUUUUGAACUUUUAGAAGUGCUCCAAAACUUAGGCUUUCUAAGGUUUCCUUAAGCAGCCCAUUUUACAAGGUGUCUAAUCACUCCUGGGCUCUUCUUGCCUUUCACCCAGUGAUUGCAAUCACUUGUGAGUGCACACUUGCCAUAAUGCCAGGAACAGCUACUGCUUGGCUGCAAGUUAGCCUGACUUAACUCCAGGAGCCACCGGGAGCUAACCGUGACAGAAGUCAGCUCUGAAGCUGAGAAAGGAAGAUUAUUCAGGUCUUCUGUUCUAACCACUAUUUCCCACUUUGACCAAAGGCCAAAGUAACUUGAUUAUAAAUCCUGUGACUCAGAUAAAAAGGGAGAGGUGGGGUUAAACUUGGUGAUUCAGCUUUUUUUUUUUUUGAAGAAAGGAUUCCCUCUCAUUUUUUGUUGUCUACACUAAUAGCUUGGAAUCGUUGACUGUAUCCGUUACCAUAUAUAAUCUUAGGGUUAAAGAUUCAUAGUGGAACUGGGAUCCAGUCUUGUAUUGAUGCUCUUCCUUAAAGUUUCUAUGUAGGCACAUAACCCAGCUUCAUUAUUCAGUUAUUGCUUUUAGGGCAAAGUAUUGCAGUUUUAUUCAUUAGGCAAAGAUCUUUUCUUUAUUCAUCAACAAAAGGUUCCCACACCCAUUUUUUCCUCUUUCAUUUCAACUCCCAAGAUAAUCUCAAUGUCUUUAAAGUCCAGUUAAUUUCUAUAGAGUUAAAUAACUUCAAGAACCAAAAAGUCUCCUCUCUUUACAUCAUGUCAUCAUCAUAGUCCAUCUAUGUGACUGUUGCCUUGGCUGUAAAAAUGCUGCUAUCUGUACAAUUAUUCUUUUCCCGUCAAUUAUAAGUUGUAAACAUUUGUGUCCAGAGCCCUCCAAAACAUUUUCAUUCCAUUAGUUGAACUUUACAGGAUUUUUUUUUUUUUAACAAAGUACCAAGAAAACAAAACCACUGAAAAACAUCCCACAUGCUGAAACUGACUGUAUAACGGGAAGGGAAUCUACUUGGUGGGUAAAGGUGACAUCAGACUUUGACGGCUCUACUAGACUGAAGAACAGAAAAACCAGCAUCCAUCCAUCCACCACCAUGCAUCUCCUUCCAUCAAAAAGCUUCCCGAAAAUUGUUUGGCUUGGACUCAGGUUAUUCUGAAUAGCUCUUUUAAAACCACUCAAGAUGGAGACUAUGCAGGGAAGAAAAUGCAGAUGUUAACUGUUUAUUUCUCAGCUCUUCCAUUUUUCUAGCAGUUAUAACAAAAUUAAAAAGAUAGUUGCAAUAUUCAUAACACAUUUCAGCCGACCAUCUCAUAUUGAAAUGUAAGGUGCUUAGACUAUUGCACCGGAAGAGUCCUAUUUAUUUAGCCUAAAUCUCAACAUCAGGCAAAUUUGUAAGGUAUUACCGUGAUGCUGAGUGAACUAUAAGGCUCCUGAAAUAUUUGCUAUUGGUUCUGUGGAUUCUUUAAACCUGUGUGUUAGCUCAUCAGUAUAACAUAUUGACUUGGGGUGGGGGGAUAUUUUUAAUCAUUUUCAAUCUGUGGUUUGAUAAUCUUUUGUUAAACAUGUUCUCAGUAAAGUGCCAUAGUCCUUCUUUUGAAGUGUAGCAUAUUUAAAAAUAUAUAUACACACACACACAAGUCUGUGAGAGAUGUGCAAUAAAAAGUAUGUUUUUUUUGAAAACUGGAGAGAAGUUGGAAAAGGGUUGGGGGGAGGGGGGAAUCAUCCUGUUCAAAGCAAAGGAGAGCUAAGAAUGUGGGCUUUGGCUUCAUAAACCUAUGGCAAUUCUAAUGUGCUAUAUAAACCAUAGAGAGAAAAUGAUAUGUGAUUGUUGGUGUGAGUUUAAUCUCAAUCUAUAAAAUCACUAGACUUUUUUUUUUUUUUUUUGGAAAGUUAAGCCUGAAAACCCAGGUCCAAUUUUUUGCUAGCCUUUAAUUUGAAAUGUGAAGCUGCCAUGCUGCUUUUAUGUCAGGCUAAUCUCUAGUAGCAAAUAUAGUAUAUAGAGAUAUAUAUAAUCACUGAGAAGCUUAUUUCUGAAUAUGCUUUUUUUACACUUAUCAUCAAUGUGGGACCACUGCUUUGAGGCUGUUUUCACACAUCUCAUCUUAGCCACACCAGUCUUGCUUCAGUACAGGCGUGUUAAUAACAGUGAGUGGAAUUGUGUAAAAAUCUUAGACCUGGAGUCACACAUUUAAAUGUAGGAAUGAUGAUUCUGUAUGGCCAAAGGGAUAGAAGGCAAGACUUAUGUUUUCUUUUGAGAUUGUGGUGAAAGUACCCGUUGGCCUGAGGUAUUGUGAGGAAGCAGGGUGAAGGUGAACUUCAGAGCCAUAUGGUUAUGUAACAGCCACUUGAGCCAAACAGAAAUAAAAAAAACUGUGCUGAUGGACUUAGUUUGAGCCAGUGAUCAUUUGUGGUACUCCUAUUGUGUUCUCAACUAACAUGUUUUUCUAGCAUUGCCUAGGUUCCUGUGCACAUGUAUUUACCUUUUUUCCCCACCCUCAAAAGAUUUUAAUUAAACUAGACUUUAUAAACCUA
Antechinus flavipes (yellow-footed antechinus) is the source of this 6993-nucleotide messenger RNA. It is a transcript of the gene LHFPL2, whose product is annotated as LHFPL tetraspan subfamily member 2. The transcript is spliced from 4 exons. The record is from RefSeq and is a predicted model, not a curated record. Gene Ontology annotation, cellular component: membrane. Lineage: Eukaryota; Metazoa; Chordata; Mammalia; Dasyuromorphia; Dasyuridae. Bases 473 to 1159 code for a protein of 228 amino acids.